UUAAAAACUGUAGUUGGUUGAUUAUUUUGAUGAUAUUUACGUUGACUGAUUCGAAAAUAUGUUCGGCAGAUGACAACGAAGCCAGGUUAAUGAAGCAUUUGAUGGCAGACUAUGACGCAGGAGUUCGACCAGUCCAAAACUCUUCUUUGCCUUUGACAGUUGUUUUUGGAGUGUCUUUACAUCAUAUUAUUGAUGUUGACGAAAAGAACCAAAUCCUGACGACCAACUGCUGGAUAACUCAAGUCUGGAUCGACCACCAUCUCAAGUGGAACGCUUCCGAAUUCGCCGGCAUAAAAGUAAUUAGAAUUCCUUAUCAGCGUGUCUGGAGACCCGAUCUCAUCCUUUACAACAAUGCAGAUCCUCAGUAUCAGUCAUCAGUUAUCAACACAAACGUCAUAGUAUCUAGCAAUGGAGAGGUUGUGUGGCUUUCUCAUGGAAUCUACAGAUCUUCGUGCGACAUAAACGUGGAGUAUUUUCCAUUCGAUUUACAGAGCUGUCACAUGAAAUGGAGUUCGUGGACAUACGACGGAUAUCAGGUUGACAUUGUGAAACAAACUGAAGAAGGUGACGUCAGCAACUACCAGGCCAAUGGCGAGUUCGAUUUGGUCAGUUUUUCGUCGGUGAAGCACAUAGAAUUUUAUUCGUGCUGCUCAGAACCCUAUCCCGACAUUACCUACAUAAUCAAGAUCAGAAGACGACCUCUAUUCUAUGUUUUUAAUCUGAUCCUGCCCUGUAUAUUAAUAAACGGUAUAGCUUUAUUGGUGUUUUACGUUCCAUCAGAAUCUGGGGAAAAGGUCACCUUGGGAAUUAGCGCGCUGCUGUCCAUGACGGUGUUUUUAAUGACCAUUAGGGAAACUCUGCCACCAACGGAGAAAACUCCACUAAUAAGUAUGUACUAUGGGGCAAGCAUAUGCCUAGUGUCUUUUGCUUCAGGACUUUCAGUGGUAACACUGAAUAUCUACCAUAGAGGUGUUCGAGGACAAGCAGUGCCAAACAUAAUCAGAACUGUAGUACUCAAGCGAAUAGCACCGUUGGUUUUUAUCAAGUUUGAUAAUAAACCCAAGGAAACUAAAAUGCAAGAGAUAAAUCCCAGGACGGGCACCAGACUGGACUGCCAGUGGUCGUGGCCGGACAAGCUGACCCAGGAGGACGGCUGUUGUUUACAGCAACGCACAGAGAGGUCGCCUCGGUUCUCUUCCAAAGCCAAAAGUGAUGAUUUAGACAUGUUCGAAAAACAAAUAAUGAAAGUGUUGCAACGAGUACAACAGAAUAUCGAAAAAACCGAGAUCAGAAUAUCUGAGCAAGAACGAAAGGAACUGACAGAACUAGAAUGGAAGCAAACAUCUAUAGUUUUGGACAGAUUAUUGCUGGCCCUAUUCUUCUUCAUCACGAUCAUCACGUCAACCACGAUAUUAUGUAGAAGUCCUCAAGAAACCAGUUAAAAUAACUAGAAAUAAACAAUUUCUCUCAGAAUUAGUACUUAAAUUAAUGUUUAAACUGUUUAAACGUAUUUUUACUGAGUUAACAUAACUGUUUGCGAUAUGAUACGCAAUUUAUUUUACGUGUAUUAGUAUAGGCAACCAGUAAAAUUGGUUAUGUGUAUAUUGAGUUGCCGGAAUAUUCAAAAUUUACAGAUAGAUACAGAAAUAAUUUUAAUAUUUUCAAACAAUUUAAACAUUUAAACGUAGUGUUAUCUGCCUCAAAUAUGUUUUUAACACAAUUUAAAAAUAAAUUGUAAGUUUAACGUAAGAAUAAAUUAAAAAGUGAUAAGUCAUAUCGCCAAAUUAUGUAUAGGUUUAUGUAAAUAAGAAUUUUUUCAGAGUUACUAAGUAUAGUUAGAGAAUUAAGGUAAAAUUAAAAGGUUGUGUGUUUGAAUUAACUAUUAGCAAUAUUAUAAUUGGUCAAUUCUUCUACUUAAGUAAAUAUAUAAUUAUAAACAGUUCAUACCAAAUAAACUUUUAGUCUGGGGAUUAUGCUUGACCGACACAGCGUUGCCCACUUUUAUAUAUUUU
Sitophilus oryzae (rice weevil) is the source of this 2012-nucleotide messenger RNA. It is a transcript of the gene nAChRa5, whose product is annotated as neuronal acetylcholine receptor subunit alpha-7-like. Gene Ontology annotation, molecular function: acetylcholine-gated monoatomic cation-selective channel activity; transmembrane signaling receptor activity. Gene Ontology annotation, cellular component: neuron projection; synapse; postsynaptic membrane. Gene Ontology annotation, biological process: monoatomic ion transmembrane transport; nervous system process; regulation of membrane potential. The record is from RefSeq and is a predicted model, not a curated record. The transcript has 9 exons. Lineage: Eukaryota; Metazoa; Arthropoda; Insecta; Coleoptera; Curculionidae. The coding region runs from base 30 to 1442 and encodes 470 amino acids.